AUGCAUUUUUGACAUGGUGAUAAUGUGGUAUCUCUACUAUAAAACCUCGUGCCGGGACCUCGUUGCCGCAUCAGAAAGUUUCAAAGAGUGCAUACAAGUACGUGAAGAAGACAUAAAAAAAUGGAGUACAUUUAUGAAAAUUGCCCGGAAUGGAAGAAGCGAUUUUCUAACCUGCUCUGCGUCUUAUUAGUGAAACUGGCGUUUCACUGGGAGUCCCAAGAUGAUAUCCAGAUUCCGGGCUUUAUAAACAUACAGCGCCGGCAGUGGGUGCGGGCGGAGCGGCGGUGGAGGAGACACGACCUCUCCUUCAUGUGGGGUGACGCUCCGGAGAGUCCCCCGAAUGACGAGGACAUUUUUGACCUUCGGCGGCUCUUCGGGGAAGAGCCCUAUAUGGAGGAGGAGAUUUGGGUGCCCGGGGAGUUUCGGGCACCCAAUGGUGUACAGAAUGGGGAGCACAGAUGAACGGCCCCCUCACCUGGCUCCCCUGGCCCCUCCACCCCCCCCCGCACCCC
Messenger RNA from Camponotus floridanus (Florida carpenter ant), 512 nucleotides. RefSeq lists its product as uncharacterized. NCBI's taxonomy places the organism in Eukaryota, Metazoa, Arthropoda, Insecta, Hymenoptera, Formicidae. The coding region runs from base 121 to 462 and encodes 113 amino acids. The record is from RefSeq and is a predicted model, not a curated record. The transcript has 3 exons.